AUGCGGUGUUCAGAACGUCUUGAUCUUGUUGAGUUUGAUCCGGAGAUUGAACAAACUUUUCAUCAAAGGCGUCGUGAACAAAGAGCAAAAAGGGAACAACAACAAAGCACAAUGGACGACAACGAAAAUCAGCUUGUUCAAAUGGAGCGUACUGUUGAGAUCAAUGAGAGAGAUAUCUUGAUGGGGGAUUUCAUGAUGCCUCCUGUUGUUGAGAAUCGGUCGAGCAUAGUCUAUCCUCCAUAUGGGCAUGAUAACUUCCAACUGAGGCCAGAUGUGAUUAAUUUAUUCUCCAACAACAUUCCGUUCUAUGGAAGAAGUGAUGAAAAUCCUCACUAUCAUCUCGCUCACUUUUUGGAGUAUUGUGGAAAUUUUAAAUAUCAAGGCAUCAAUGAGGAAGCACUGAGGAUGCAACUUUUUCCUUAUACUCUGAAAGACAAAGCUCGGGAGUGGUUGGAUUCACUAUCACCUGGUAGCAUCACUACAUGGGCUGAUUUGGUUCACAAGUUCACAUUAAAGUAUUUUCCACCAGCCAAAAUCAGCAAAUUAAAGCAUGAAAUUUCAACUUUCCAGCAAGCUAAAACUGAGAAUUUUCAUGAAGCAUGGGAACAGUAUAAAGAAUUGCUAAGGAAGUGUCCGAAUCAUGGGUUCUCUUUACUAGCUCAAAAUCACUAUUUCUAUGCCGGGUUAACUCCUUACAACCGUUCGGCAGUUGAUUCUAUUAGAAACAAAUUAGCUGGAGAGCUACAUGAUCUCUAUGGAACAAUGAGUGAGCAAUUUGUAAUGUGGCCGGAUAGGAGUUCACAUAGGAGAGCAGUUGGAGUACACAAAGUGGAUAUGAAUACGUUGAUGUUGGCCAAGAUUGAUGCUCUUUCAAAACAGAUGGAAACCUUAAAAUACUCUCCAUCAGUUAAUAUCGUGCAAGGAUCUCUUCCAGUUUGUGUAACUUGGAGACCACAUGAGGAAAAAGGAGGAUGGGAAGAAGCAAUUUCAAAACUUCAAGAACGAAGUGAGCAGAUCGAUGCAGCCAUCAAGAAUAUAGAGACUCAAAUUGGGCAGCUAGCUAAAAUUCUUAUUGAGAGGCAAAAGGGCACACGGCCAAGCAAUACCGAAGUUAAUCCUAAGGAGCAAGCGAAUGUAAUCACUACAAAGAGCGGGGUGCAAUCACCAGAAAUUCAUGUUAAAAGACCAAGUGUGGAGAAGAAAACUGAUGCUGCAAAGGAGACAACAACUGAGAAUAAGGAGCCCGAAGAUAUAGCUGAACAAGAGGAAGUAGUUUCAUCACCAAUCAAGCCUUAUGUUCCACUUAUUCCAUUUCCUCAAAGAUUGCGCAAGUACAAGUUGGAUAAGCAAUUUGAGAAAUUUUUGGAGGUAUUCAAGAAGCUACAUAUCAAUAUACCAUUUGCUGAAGCUCUGUCUCAAAUGCCCAGCUAUGCAAAAUUUAUGAAGGAGAUUCUAUCAAACAAAAGGAAGCUUGAGGAGUAUGAAACUGUGAUGCUAAUAGAGGAAUGUAGUGCCAUUUUACAAAAUAAAUUGCCACCAAAGUUGAAAGACCUAGGAAGUUUCACCAUCCCUUGCACCAUUGGCAGCUUAUAUUUUGAAUGGUCCUUAUGUGAUUUGGGUGCUAGCAUUAAUUUGAUGCCAUUUUCUAUCUUUCAAAAGCUUGGGUUAGGCGAAGCAAAGCCUACAAGGGUGUCAUUGCAGCUAGCGGAUCGGUCUGUGAAACAUCCACAUGGAAUUGUUAAAGAUAUCUUGGUAAAAGUGGAUAAGUUCAUAUUUCCAGCAGAUUUCAUUAUUUUGGAUAUGGCUGAAGAUAGGGAUAUUCCCUUUAUUUUGGGGCGACCUUUUCAAGCUACUGGAUGA
Molecule: messenger RNA, 1860 nt
Organism: Diospyros lotus (date-plum)
Lineage: Eukaryota; Viridiplantae; Streptophyta; Magnoliopsida; Ericales; Ebenaceae
Exons: 2
Coding region: 1-1860 (619 amino acids)
Source: RefSeq, a predicted model, not a curated record